Messenger RNA from Sturnus vulgaris (Common starling), 1011 nucleotides. It is a transcript of the gene LRRC75B, whose product is annotated as leucine rich repeat containing 75B. Lineage: Eukaryota; Metazoa; Chordata; Aves; Passeriformes; Sturnidae. The record is from RefSeq and is a predicted model, not a curated record.
AUGGGCUCCCGGCUGAGCCGGCAGAGCAGCCUGGAGGAGGAGAGCGGCGACGAGCCCUGCCCCAGGCUGGAGAGCGGCCGCGGCGACUUCCACCUCUCGUCGCUGCUCCUGCACCCGCAGAAGCUGCCCGGGGUGCUGCGGAAAGCCUCGCCCGCUCCCUACGUGCGGAGAGUGGGGUGGCUGCGGGAGAUCCAGGCCACCAUCCGGGAGCACAAGCGGGAGCACGCCGUGCACAUCCUCCGGCUGCUGAGGAAGGACCUAGGACUGGAAGGAACAUUUCUCAAUGAAGUGCUCUACAAAAAUGCAACUUUCCUCAACUUGGUGGAUCCCAUCUCCCAUGACCUGCUGAUGAGCCUUGCCAGAGAUCUGCAAUGUCCCAAAAAGGAAUAUGACCCCUGGAAAUCCUCGGACAGGAUCUGCAGGCAGCUGAUUUACCACCUCACCCCGCACUCCAAAUGGCACCGGCACGGGAUGCCCCGCAGGAAGUCCCAAGUGUGCCUGAAGACCAGCCUGCAGAAGAAGGUGAGCCAGGACUCCAUGGAUCUGUCAGGGAUCCCCCUGACCAUGCGGGAUGUCCACCGCAUGGCCUACUACCUGCAGAACAACGGGGAGCACCUCACCUCGGUGGACCUGAGCUUCACGGAGCUCAACGACGACAUGAUGCGCCUGCUGCUGCCCUUCCUCUGGGCGCUGCCCAAGCUCACCCACCUGUCCCUCAACGGCAACCGCCUGACGCGGGCCACCAUGAAGGAGCUCACUGACACCAUGAAGGACAUGAACAAGUUCCCUUGCCUGGCCUGGGUCGACCUCGGCAACAACGUGGACGUCUCGUCCAUGCCGCAGCCGCUGCUGGUGGGGCUGCGCAAGCGCCUCAGCCAGCAGACCACGCUGCCGACCAUCUAUGAGGCGCUUGACUGCGACGCUGAGCUGGCCGGCGGGCACGAGGGCAGCCAGCCAGAGGAUGAGGCCGCCCCGCCACGUGCUCGUUCCCAGCAGGGCUGCGAGAGGUGA